UCAGUCUUCACCACUCUUUUUGCACUUUGCUACUACAAAACAAAUUUGAAUUUCUCUCUCUUUUCUUCUCUGCCAUUGCUUUUUCUUGUCCCUAAUACUAUUUCUUUCCACUUUUUCCAACUUGAAAGUUGCAGCAAGCCAGCAGCCCUCCACUAACCCAACGACUCAAAAUUACAGUGUCUAUCUUCCCACAUAACAAAACCCUUUGCCGGUUAUCGGUUCAACUUCGACAUGAAGUUGCUAUCUUCUUCUGAAUCCUCUCCUUUUUCUUCUUUUUCUUCGUGUUCAUCAUCCACCAUCACCACCACCACUACCACCACUUUUGAUCUAACCAAUUCAAAAGGUGCUAGUAAUGGAUGCAUUGCUGGCAUUUUGCGCAGAAUUCUCUGCUAUGGUAGCUUGCCUACAUACCCUUCUGAUCAUAUCCCAGAAGAAACCAAUUCUGUCGAUCAAUCUCAAAAUGAUCGAGCAUUCAAGUCGAAAAACAAAACAGAGGAAACAGAGGCAUCUGCCACUCCAAGCUUAGUGGCAAGGCUAAUGGGGUUGGAGUCAAUUCCAGAUGCCAACUUGGUCUCCACCCUAAAUUCAAUAUCCUGUAGCCGGUCUCUGAAUUCUGCAGACCGGCUUUCGGGAGACCAUGAUCCAAUUGAGGCACAUGAGCGCCGACGAGUCAAGUCGUUUAGAGAGAUGCCAACAUUUAUUGAAAAUGAGGAAUUCCUUGUUCUUAGCUUUGAGAAUGGGAGUGAAAGAAAAGAAAGGAGAUCGAAGGGGAGGAAACGUGAGACGGGCCACGGAGAAUUGAGGAAGAAGAAAGCAGGAAAGAGCAGAAACAAGGGAAAUAGAAAACAAAGAGGGUUUGAGAAGGAAAAGAAGCAAGUUCAAGAAGAAAAAAGCAGAAGGGUUUUGAAAGAUUUGAAUGGGAGGGAAAUGCUAAGAAGCAAAACCUCUCAUAAACCCAAGAAAGAGACCAUCUUUGAUAUGCUUAAGAAUGUAGAAUCUGAUUGUACCUCGGAAGAUUUAAGCCCGGUUUCUGUCCUUGAUUGUGGUCAGUUUCUAGUUGAUAACGAAGUUCCUACAUCAGAAGAAGAUCCAGUCUUGGCGAGUUCAUUUCCGAGAAGAAAAGACGACUGUUUAACUUGUGAUGCAAGAAAAACAAAGAAAAUCGAAGGCAUAUGUCUUGGAACAAAGAAAGAGUAUCAUACUGCAGAGUACUUUGAGAUUUUGGGUGAAAUUUGUACUCUGACUGAAGCUGAAUUGGUUGGAUCAAAUUGGAGCGUACACAAAGGCAUCUGGAAUAAUCAUGAAGGUUCUGCAGGAAUUGCUGCAGAUUUCGAGUCACAAAUUCUAGGCCAAUUAAUAGAGGAGCUCGUGGAUCAACUCGCUGAUUUUCCUACUGAAUAUUCAAAACCUGUAAGAUUUACGACCAUUGUAAAUUUGGUAUUACUAUAAAUUAAAGCAACAUACUAUUGUAUCA
Rosa rugosa (rugosa rose) is the source of this 1474-nucleotide messenger RNA. RefSeq lists its product as uncharacterized. Bases 232 to 1449 code for a protein of 405 amino acids. Lineage: Eukaryota; Viridiplantae; Streptophyta; Magnoliopsida; Rosales; Rosaceae. The transcript has 2 exons. The record is from RefSeq and is a predicted model, not a curated record.